AUGGAUAACCAUACGGAAUUACUGACAUCACUCAGGCAAGGUCAAAAUGGAAAUCCCCCGAUGCACCCUGUUAAUAAAGAGAUUUAUCAGAAGGAUAACACAGCAGUUUCAUUAGCUGAUCUUGGUUUGUCUUCAAUAACAGAUGAUGCUGUUGAGCUGCUUCAACUAGUUGAGAACCUUUCUUUGCACCAGAAUAACUUAACACAGCUUCCCGGAUCCUUUAAAAAGUUGACAAAUCUUCGAACCAUCGAUCUUUCUGAUAACAGAUUCAAUGAUAUUCCUCCAUCGUUAAUGCAAUGCCUUCGAUUAGAAAAAAUAAAUCUUUCUAACAACAACAUAUGGCAGCUACCUCAAGAAUUUCCAGAGACAUGGUGUGAUAACCUUGUUACACUCUCAUUGAGGAACAACAAUCUAACAUCCAUCAAGACACUAUUUCCUAUAAUAUCCCAGUUAAAGAAUCUACGAGUCCUUGAACUAGAUGGGAAUAAUUUUCCAAAUGAUGUUAUCGAGAAGGUUCUACAAGGUUUUACUAGUUCCAAGUGCUCUGCGGAAGAAUACUGGGUUAUAGCCUUAAGAAAAUUCUUCAGUGACAAUACCGUUUCACAAACACCGGCAGUUACAACUCUGGAUCCACAACAAAAGAUAGCAAGGGCUGCGAAACGAAUGGGCUUUAUUGGAAAUUCACAUGAUUCGGAAGACAAUGAGAAUAAUCUCACGUCUCCCCAGAGCGAUCUUGAUCUUUACUCUCAUUCAAAAUUCAACGAAUACUUCAAAAGAUUAUCUGUUCUGCCAGAGGAACCCAAUUUGCAAGAGGUAGAAGAGGAAACAGAUGAACAGAAUUAUAAAGAAUUACUACAGACACAUCAUGAAAAGAAAAGAAAAUCUAUGGAAAAUGUUGUGCUAGCUUGCAGGAAACUUUUGUUCACUUUCACUGAGUGUCAGCAAAACAUUAGGAAGAUAACAUCGCUAUGUUCUGAAAAGACCAUUUCGGUUAAUGUUGUGUCACAGCUUUACAGUCUCAAGUCUCAUAUUGAUAAUUUAGUUGAAGUCUUGGAACAAUUUGAAAAUAAUAGUCAACAAAAUGAUCCUUCAAUAACGCAAAGUCAGUUCCUUCAUCAUGAUGUUUUGAUACGACUAUGUUUGACCAUACUUUCUAUAUUCAAAAAGAUUUUUGUUCAACUUCGAAAGAACUUCACUGCAUUUUUUGGCAAUAACGACGUGUUUUUUUUAAGGGUGUUCUACAUGAACAUAUUAUGUUCGUAUACUGAAAUAUUCAACGCCUGGAAACUACUUGUUUUGGAUAACCAGGAAAUGAUGAAAAAGAAAAAGCUAGCCAGAACGCAUUCAGUUCAUUCUAUGAACAUGGCUCAGUACCAAAAGUAUUUAAACAGCAGGCAAAAAUCGUCUUCUGCUAUUAAUCGAUCUUCUUCUCUGAGUGGCGUCUCUUCCCAACAGUCUGCAAUUAAUGUCAACACACCAGGUAUAAAUGGUCCUUAUGCGAAUCAAAAUGGCCAACAGGUUACCCCGCCAAUUAAUCCAACAUCUUUCACGACUACACCGAUAUCUGAAGUUUCAACAACACCGCCUAUACUAGAUUCUUCACCGAAACCACCUCGCAGUCUAAAUUACAGUGAGCAAUCAACUGCCUCCACAGUCACACAAGGUGCCGCACCCACCGAUACCUCCAAUAUCCCCUCACAAGCACUUGCAGAUAAGGAUAUAGACCUGCAGCUAUACCAUACGUUGAAUACAGUUAUUGAUAUGGUUAACGUUGUAUAUUCACAAUUGACGCAGGCAAUAACAAAGUCAGCAAUAGCUAGUACUACCUCCGAUCAGCUUUCAAUAACUCCUACGGUUGCUGCAAAAACAAAAGAAUUGACAGAUACUUGCUUCCAAUCCAUGGAGUUAUCGAAAGUGUUAAAAAAACGACUAAAUGUGAUUUCCAAUAGUGAUAUUGACACAUAUUUGGUUACUAAAGAAAAGCUCAAAACUUGGGAAGAUAUAAAUGCAUUUUUGAAGUCAAUCAUAGCUAUUCUAGCCAACACAAAGGAAAUCAUGAGUGAUCUGCCGACUUUGAAUGACGUGAGGCCUAAUCUAGCCUCUUUAGCUAAAAUUACAAAGGAUGUUACUGUUAUACUCGAUCUAAGCUCUUACAAAAGUGCUUCCAUUACCAAUCAGCAGUCAUCCUCAAACCCUUCAUAUGUUGGUGCAAGUUCUGUUGAUGCGCCAUCACAACAGCAAAAUCACACAACGAAUCAAGGAUCACCGGCAGGUCAGCAUGGAGAUACCACGGAUCAUACAGCUUCGAAUAUAAUAACACCAUUAUCUACGCCUUCGCUGGUGACUUCUCACAAUGUGAAUCCAUUUGAUCAACUGUGA
Messenger RNA from Kluyveromyces lactis, 2379 nucleotides. RefSeq names its product Sog2p (gene SOG2). Bases 1 to 2379 code for a protein of 792 amino acids. The record is from RefSeq and is a predicted model, not a curated record. The transcript has a single exon. Gene Ontology annotation, molecular function: receptor serine/threonine kinase binding. Lineage: Eukaryota; Fungi; Ascomycota; Saccharomycetes; Saccharomycetales; Saccharomycetaceae.